Heterocephalus glaber (naked mole-rat) is the source of this 3489-nucleotide messenger RNA. RefSeq names its product natural cytotoxicity triggering receptor 2. Gene Ontology annotation, cellular component: cell surface. Gene Ontology annotation, molecular function: signaling receptor activity. NCBI's taxonomy places the organism in Eukaryota, Metazoa, Chordata, Mammalia, Rodentia, Bathyergidae. The record is from RefSeq and is a predicted model, not a curated record.
CUCUGCCCGCUGGGCACCAGUGGGGCUCAGGUCCUUGUCAGAUCUCCUAGUCCCCUAGCUCUGUCACCCGUGCUCAGGGUGGGUGUGGAGGAGGAGCUCUGAGCUGGGGAAGUGGUAGCCUGGGGCGUAGGAGGAGAAAUAGGUUUUACCACGGUUUCCUCCACUUUCUGGGCUUCCCCUCACACACCAAGAGGAGGAAGGAGCGGCAAGGGGAUUUUAAGUCCCAGGCAGAGGCCUCCGCAGAUCCAGAGGUGGGGCUUGCAGCCGAGGCCUCUCCAUCCUCCACUUCUGCUCGUCUGUGGAGGCCUCUGCUCUCCUAGGCAACACAUCCUGAAGGCCUGGGGUGGCUGGGCCAAAUCCCAUCCAGGUCCUGCUCCCUUUUCUUGGGGCUUUGGAAGAGGACCCAUGGCCUGGGAGGCCACAGGCCUGGUGACCCCCUUGCUGCUGGUGCUCCUGGCCUCCGGCUCCUGGGCCCAGGACACAGUGUUGUGGAGACUGGAGGACGAGGCGCUCACUGUGGGGUGCGGGUACAGCCUGCACAGAAGAUCAACGGCAAAAAUCUGGUGUCGGAAGAUGUCAGCAAAUAUUUGUAAAGUAUUAGUGACCAGUCUCCAGAUUUGGGAUCCACGAUAUUUCAUCCAGGAUGAUCCUAGGUCUAACAGCUUUGUGGUCACCAUGAUUGGGCUCAGUGUACAGGACUCAGGAGUCUAUGUGUGUGGACUCUAUGAAGAUCAGCAGAUCCACAUUCUCAAAACAGUGCGCCUGAUGGUGUCUAAAGCUCCAGCCCCUUCCACCAGCAGUAGUGUUCAGAGGACCACGAGGGUCACACUCCCAGCUGCUGGCUGCAGCCCUGUGACUGACAGUCCUCCAGGUGACUGGAGGUGGAAGGCGAUCGUGGCUGGUGUGGUGGUGGCUGUCCUGCUGCUGCUGGGCCUUGGUGUGCUCACAGCCCUGUACCUCAGGAAAGCCCGAGGAAGAGCCAGGAAAGGUAAGAGCGACUCCCACCACAUCUCCGAGGAUCUGCCAGCCCAGAAGGGGACCACUGGCUUUGAUCAGCCGGUCAUCUCUGACCAGGACUCGGGGACCAUCCACUAUGCCUCCAUCAUUCACCUAAACCACUCUGGUGCCAAGGACCCCAUCUGGUCCAACAGCCACGCCACCUCAAAGCCCAUGCCUGACACCCUCCUGUCCGUGGAAUAUGCCAGCAUCACUGGACACAGGCCCCAGCCCUCCGAGUUGGCCACCCUUGACAGAGAGCCUAGGAACUGAGGGUGGAGUUCACUGGGCAGCGGGUACAAAGCUAUUCUGCCUGCAGUGAGGUGACUCUGUCAGAAGAGGCCAGGCUGGCCAGGGUCCGAGUCCUCCUGCAGGGAGAGAGGACGGAGCCAGGGGAGGGAGAGCCCUGGGCACAGUGGAGGGGUUUCUGGGCCCUGCUUGGCCCCUCAGAUCUAGGAAGAUGCUACCAGGUCAGAGUCCAGUGGAAGAGGGGCCCUUUCUCCCCUCCCUCAGUGGCUGUCACUUUCUUCCUGGCCAGGGCAUGAGCGCCUGGCAGGUUGUGCAAGUCCCUCUGUUGCUGCCUCUGAGGCCUUGAAGCCAGGCUGGGGUUCGGCCUCACCCCAGCUCCUCUCCUGCCUGGUCUCCUGGUUCUGACUCAUCAGUCACAGAUUCUCUUGAACCUGCCAGGAGGAAGGCUGGACCAUGGGUGCUGCCGGCCACCCGGGAGUCUCCUGGAGCUCUGGCCAGGCAGGGUGGGCAGGGAGCUUCCCUCCCGGUGGCUGUGUACACAGCUCCCUCCGCUCCGCCACCUGCACCCCUGCUACACAGCGCGGGCUCGAGGAUGCUCUGCCCAGCUCAAGGCUCUGCUGGGGACGGGGUCCCUUAACCGUGCUUCCCAGAAGUGGCAGAGCUCAACUCAGGGACUCCAGGCCCAGUGGGCAGGAAGCUCCUGUCACCUCUGCCCGUGACAUCCUUGCUGCCGCCAUUCACCUUCCAGGGUCCUCAUGUCAGGAUGAGGUUCUUACCCCAGCCUUGGACUCCAUGGAGACACAGACUGUACCUGCAUUUAGGGCCUGGCGCUUGGGCUGGGGGAGGUGGGCACAGGGAGGGUGUGGGAUGCUCUGACAGCCACCCUGGCUCCUGUGGUCUCCACCCUGUGCUGCUGGGGUCCCCUCUUCCUGCAGUCCAGAGCUGACUGCUAGAGGCCAGUGACUGCCCUGACCUCCCCAGCCUCUGGUCCUUCAUGACUCUCCACUGCCCAUGCUCUUGGCCUACAUGGGGUCCCAUCUUUGUCUUUACCAGUUGGGUCUCUGGCAGGACUGAGAGCCAUGCCAGGGUGUCAAAACCCUAAAGACUCCUCUGUGCUCCUGGGCUGAAUGAUCAGUGUUCAAGGUACCUCUGAUAGGCGGGGGCCUGGCCCAGGGCUGAGGACACAGAGAUUAAUUCUAGGAAGCCAACAGGAUGGAGCGAGAGCAUGGGCCAGACUCAGACUUAGGCAUGGCUUGAACAUGCCUGCAAGCGAAGUACUUUCUCCAUUUUACAGAUGGAGAAACAGAGGCACAGAAAGGCUAGGUAGCACAGCUAGUAAAUGGUGGAUCCCAGGCCCUGAAGGGGCAAGCACCAUGCUUCUGGGCCCAGUGCACUGAGGACCUGCAUGUGUGUGGGUAGAUGUGUGAAUAAUGACGACACAGGGUCUAGGAGAGGAUGCGGGGUGUGUGACAUUUUGUGAGACAAAAUCUCUGGGGGCCCAAGGGGACGCAGCUUAGACAUUUACAGGGAGAGAUUCCCCAGCAACCAGUGGCCCUGGUAAGAGGACUUGGGGCCCUCCUUUCCUCCCUGUGCCUGCCCCAGGGACAGGGCUGCCAUGCUGCCCCCAAAGGGCCGGAAACCCCUUUGCAGAGCUGUGGGCUUAGGAACUUGCAUCUCUUCCUACCUCAGUGUCCAAGCACCAUGCAACCAGGCUCCCCAUAGGGAGCUGCCUGAGGAAGGGGAGGGAGGGGAGUUGCCUUGGCCCUUGGGGCCCCAGCAGGUUUGAGUCCCCUGUGAGCAGCACCCCCAAAUCUGCAGAGUGGGAUGCAGUUGAUACGCUAUGUAAAGAUGUUAGCCUUUAACUCCUCUGUCCUACUUUUCAGUGGUUGUUUCAAGCUAUUAGGUCUUGGGAUAGUUUGUUAUGCAAAAAAAUCAAACCAAACUGCCAAGACAAAUUUGGGGAACAAGGCCACAGAAACCAGACUUACGCUAAGCAGUAAUAAUCCCUGUGUCAUCCUAGAAUGGAGGUGGGCAGAGGCGAGGAACAGACCUGUGAAUAGGUGACGCGUGACAGAGCAGGGGACGGAGAUCAGAAUGGUUAAUGUGGCUGACAGAGCUGUCUGUCCAUUCGGGGGACAAACACAGUUACAUUCCUGCCUUAUAUUUUACACAAACAUGAAUCCCAGAUGGGUUAUAAAGCUAAAUGUGUGUGAGUAGCCAAACAAUAAAAUGUUUAGACAAAAA